AUCUCCGAUUCCGCAGAUCAGUUGUUUUAAUCUCAUUUCUUUUAACUCCAAAGAAAAAUGUUCACCAUGACAAGAAUUCCUUCAGUAGGAUCAGUUUUGUCUUCAUACACCUCCAUAGCAGCGUCGGCUAUGGUGGCCCGUACGGUCAUGAGAGAGCUCCAGAGCUUAACCCACCAAUUCAUACCUCACCCAAUCAGGGUCAAAAUUCUCGACUAUAUUGCUAAACUAAUCAACCUCAAUCCUUCCCCCGACAAAGCGAUGAUGACCAUAACCAUCGAGAAGUCCACCGGCUUCUCCCCUAACGAGCUCUUCUCCGCCGUCAAAACCUACUUGGGAGCAAGAAUCACGCCUUCCAACACCCACCUCAAGGCCUCCAAAACCCCCCGCGAGGCUCACAUCUCUCUCUCCAUCAGCCGCGGCGAGACGAUCGUUGACAGCUUCGACGGAAUCGACCUCCGCUGGCGGCUAGCCACCGUCUCCUCCGGCGAGAAGACGGGAUCGAGCAGGGAGAAGGAGCCGCCGCCGGCGUCGUCGUCGGAGCGGACGACGUUUCAACUCAGUUUCGAGAAGGAGUUCGUGGACAAGGUGGUGGAGCUUUACCUGCCGCACGUGAUGGAGGCGGCGAAGGAGAUAAAAGCGGAGAAGAAGAAGGUCAGGCUGUUUUCGCUGGGGAUGUUCGGAGGCAUGGAAGUGAAAUCGGGGCCGUGGAGCUCGGUGGAUUUCGACCAUCCGUCGACGUUUGAGACGAUGGCGAUGGAGGAGGAGGUGAAGAAAAUGGUGGUGGAAGAUUUGGACAGGUUUGUGGAGAGGAAGGAGUUUUAUAAGAGAGUUGGGAAGGCGUGGAAGAGAGGAUACUUGCUUUACGGUCCGCCUGGGACGGGGAAGUCGAGCCUCGUCGCGGCCAUGGCUAACUACCUCAAGUUUGACGUGUAUGACUUGCAGCUCUCCUCCAUGGACGGCUAUGGCCUCCGGCAAUCGUUGGUCUCAGUCCCCAACAAAUCGAUUAUCGUCAUCGAGGACAUUGAUUGCUCCGUUAAUAAGUUGGAAAAUCGCGCCAAUCAUGUAGUUGGUGGUCCUACUUCGAUAAAGUCCACCAAGAGAAGAAACAAGUUGAUGCUAUCAGAACUGCUGAAUUUUGCGGAUGGGUUGUGGUCAAGCCUUGGAGACGAGAGGAUAAUAGUGUUCACAACCAACUAUAAGGACAGGCUUGAUCCAGCGCUGUUAAGGCCCGGCAGAAUGGACAUGCACAUCCACCUGUCCUACCUCACGCCCUCCGGAUUCAAGACCCUCGCUUUCAACUAUCUUCGAGUUAAGGAGCAUCCCCUGUUCGGAGAAAUCAAGGAGAGGCUGAAGGAGGUGGAGGUAACCCCUGCCGAGGUCGCCGAGAAGCUCAUGAGAAGCGACAACCCGGACGUAGCUCUCGGAGGGCUUGUCGAGUUCCUCCAAAGAAACAAGGCUGAGAUGGUGGCCAAGCUUAAUGAAACAGUCACUAGAACUACUUUUCAUGUCAAAAAUGGUAACUGUGAUGGGAAAAAUCCGGGUAUGGAAGUUGAAGAGUGUGAUGGCGUUAAGAGAGUGGAUAAGACUAAAAAAAGGAAGAAAGACAUGGUGAUCAACAAGGAAAAGAAGAGUUCGAGUUCAACCACAAAGAGAUGCAAGUUAGAUAUACUGGAGCCUGAGCUAGAUUAAUUUCUAAUGUAGAGUUUGAAAUCAAGUUAGCUUUCUCAGUAUAUCUAUUCUGUCAAUCAUUUUCAUAUUGCUAAAAGAUCUUUUCAUUUCAAUAGUUUGAAAUUACAUA
Molecule: messenger RNA, 1798 nt
Organism: Morus notabilis
Lineage: Eukaryota; Viridiplantae; Streptophyta; Magnoliopsida; Rosales; Moraceae
Product: AAA-ATPase At3g50940
Exons: 2
Coding region: 58-1689 (543 amino acids)
Molecular function (GO): ATP hydrolysis activity; ATP binding
Source: RefSeq, a predicted model, not a curated record